Molecule: messenger RNA, 420 nt
Organism: Meloidogyne enterolobii
Lineage: Eukaryota; Metazoa; Nematoda; Chromadorea; Rhabditida; Meloidogynidae
Source: the annotation of a GenBank genome assembly
AUGAGGGAAAUGAUCAAAUUGGAAAAUGCUUGGAGAGGAGAAGUAAGAGGAGAUGAUUUAGUCAGAGCAGUUUUUUUAGGCGGAAUUGUUGUUUAUGGCGGAACUGUUGUUUAUGGCGGAAUUAAGAUUUUACUUUCUUUUGCAAUGAUUUGGGGUUGGGUUUUGACAACUCUUCGCAUUUGUCGUUUUACCCAUCUUGGGACUACACCAACUCCUGAAUGUAAACAGAAUGAGAAUUGCACAAUUUGUUUUAGCGAAUACACUUCGCCUGUUAAGCUCAAAUGCUCGCACAUUUUUUGUUCUGAAUGUAUUCGAACUUGGCUUGAUCGUGAACAUACCUGUCCUAUUUGCAGAACAAUUGUAACAAAAGAAGACAAUAAUUAUCGAAACGGAGAAUCUAUGUUUCCAUGUAUAUUCUGA